UAUGGUUGAAGAAGAAGUGCUUGGUAGAAAGCAACGCUUAUUGCAAAUAUCAAACUUAUGUAUAAGCAAAGUGAAGUUAUUAUGUCUUGUUGGAAUGGGUGGAAUAGGCAAGACCACAAUAGCAAAGACAACAUUGAAUAAUGUGAAGCACAUGUAUGAUGCUUCAUGCUUUGUUGAAUGUGAUGGAAGUGGCAGUGAUUGUUACAAAAGAUCUUGCCACAUCUUAGAGCAAUUGAAAGUUGAAGCAAAACCAAAGGAUUUGAAAGACGCACAAGAAAUGUUGAAAUUAUUUUUGAUCAAAAAAAGAGUCAUCAUAAUCUUUGACAAUGUGACAAACAAAAGUCAAAUUGAAGCUGUUGUGCCUAUGGAUGAUUUAUUUUCAAUGAGUGGUAGUACAUUAAUUGUGACAACUCGAAAUGGGGAAGUUAUGGAGCAUUGUGGUAUUGAACUAUGUAAAAUAAAUAUUGAAGAACUUGAUGAAGAAACAAGUUUGAGGUUGUUUAUCACUCAUUCUUGUGGACAUGAAGGCAAAUUGCCUAAUGAACUUGUUGAAGUUGGCAAAAAGAUUGUGAAAGCAUGCAAUGGCCUAUCAUUGAGUUUGAAAGUUAUGGGUGCAUAUUUAAGAGAUAAAAAGAGAUUGAGAUGUUGGGAGCGAGCUUUUCAAAGAUUGAAGAGGGGAAGAGAGUUGGAUGGAGAUGAAAAGAAUAGUGAUUAUAAGAUUUGGAAUAUAUUGAGAGUAAGUUUUGAUAACUUGAGAGUUGAAGAGAAGAAAAUGUUUUUGGAUAUAUGUUGUUUUUUUAACAAUGAUGUGUUUUUGGAAGGCAUGUUGAAAGAAAGAGCAUUGCGAAUAUGGUCCAACAUAGAAGAAAAAAGAGUAAAAGAAGAUAUGGAAUAUACAUUAAAUACAUUGAUUAACCAAUCAUUGAUAAAAAUACACAAAUAUGGAGUUAUAAGAGUGCAUGAUCAACUACGAGACAUGGGUAGAAAGAUUGUUGAAACAGAAAUAGAAUAUACGAACACACGAGUAUGGAAUAUGAAUGAAGAGGCUUUGGAUGGAAUUAGUGAAAAGUUGGAGGGAUUGUGUUACAACAAUAUAAAUGACAAGAAGUUAAGUGAAAUGAGAAGUACAUGCUUUUCUUCACUUCAAUUGUUAAUUUGUAAUGAUGGUGUUGUUACAUCAGGAGAUGAUUUGAGAAGUGUUUUAGAGUUGACAAGACAAUCAGUCAAUUUAAGAUGUUUUCUACUAAGUUGUCCAUACUUGAUAUCAUUACCAAAUGCAUUGGGCAACCUCAUAUCUAUUGCUACUUUUGAUACACAGAGGUGCUCAAGCUUGACAUCAUUGCCAAAUGAAUUAGGUAAUCUCACAUCUUUGACUACUUUAGACAUAAGGGAGUGCUUAAGUUUGAUGUCAUUACCACAUGAAUUGGGCAAUCUCACAUCUUUGACUACUUUAGACAUGAGGGAGUGCUCAAGCUUGACAUCAUUACCAAAAGAACUGGGCAAGCUCACAUCUUUGACUACCUUAAAUAUAAAUGGAUGCUUGAGCUUGACAUCAUUACCAAAUAAAUUGGGUAAUCUCAUAUCUUUGAAUACCUUAAAUAUGGAGCGUUGCAAAAGCUUGAAAUUAUUGCCAAUUGAAUUAGGCAAACUCACAUCUUUCACUAUCUUAAAUAUUAGUGGUUGCUCAUGCUUGAUGUUAUUGCCAAAUGAAUUAGGUAACCUCAUAUCUUUGAUUACCUUAAAUAUGGAAUGGUACAAAAGCUUAACAUCAUUGCCAAAUGAAUUGGGCAAGUUGAAAUCUAUGACUACUUUAAAUAUUGAGUGGUGCUUAAGCUUGACAACAUUGCCAAAGGAAUUGUGCAACCUCACAUCUUUGACUUCUUUAAAUAUGAAGAAGUGUGAAAACUUGACAUCAUUGCCAAAUGAAGUAGGCAAGCUCACAUCUUUGAUUACUGUUAAAUAUGGAGUGGUGCUUAAGUUUGACAUCAUUGCCAAUUGGGGCAAAAGCUUGAUAUCUUUGCCAAAUAAAUUGGACAAACUCACAUCUUUAACUACCUUAAAUAUUAGUGGGUGCUUAUGCUUGAUGUCAUUGCCAAAUGAAUUGGGAAACCUCAUAUCUUUGAUUACCUUAAAUAUGAAUGGAUGCUUAAGUUUGACAUCAUUUACAAAAAAAUUUCGCAACCUCAAAUCUUUCACCACCUUAAAUAUGGAAUGGUGCAAAAGCUUGAAAUCAUUGCCAAAUGAAUUAGGCAACCUGAAAUCUUUGACUACUUUAAAUAUUGAAUGGUGCUUAAGCUUGACAACAUUGCCAAAGGAGUUGGGCAACCUCACAUCU
This is a messenger RNA of Physcomitrium patens, 2335 nucleotides long. NCBI's taxonomy places the organism in Eukaryota, Viridiplantae, Streptophyta, Bryopsida, Funariales, Funariaceae. The record is from RefSeq and is a predicted model, not a curated record.